Molecule: messenger RNA, 2212 nt
Organism: Fundulus heteroclitus (mummichog)
Lineage: Eukaryota; Metazoa; Chordata; Actinopteri; Cyprinodontiformes; Fundulidae
Product: LHFPL tetraspan subfamily member 2a protein-like
Exons: 3
Coding region: 376-1041 (221 amino acids)
Cellular component (GO): membrane
Source: RefSeq, a predicted model, not a curated record
AUGAGAAGGAAAGAGAACAGUCCUGAAGAAAGGAGAGGCACUGAAUGGGCGCAUGGGAAAGCUGGGCUGCCCCCAAGAAUUGGGAACCAGACUGUUAGAACUUCUUUUUGUCUGCAAUCGCUCCUGAAUUCAUGCCGUACUGCGACUAAAGGAAGCCGUGUCAGAGGUUUGUUAGCACUACUUCUUUGUGGGAGAAGUAGUGCUGACAGGAGGGACCAACAUCUGCUCUGGGAGGAUAAGAUCCGCAGUCCAUCUGGAUCUAAACGAGGAACCUCUCUGACCUUUCUGUUCGGAGGGAGAGAAAUUCUUUGGAAGUUUAAAGGCCCUUUCGUUUAGAACUUUUGGACCGGUGUUUACCUUCUCAGAGCUGAAACCAUGUGUCAUGUUAUUGUGACGUGCCGCUCCAUGCUGUGGACCCUUCUCAGCAUCGUGGUGGCCUUCGCGGAGCUCGUCGCCUUCAUGAGCUCCGACUGGCUUCUGGGAUUCCCUCGGUCUGAGUCGGGCGUGGACAAGGUGGAAGUGGACGUCGCAUACCGGCCAUCGCUCGGCCUGUACAGCCGCUGCCUUCGCAUCGGGGUCCAGGGAGUGGGGCUCAGCUGCGGGCCUUACGCAGAGACGUUCUGGGACGUGGCCAGUGAAUUUUGGCAGGCUGCCAUGUUGUUUCUGGCAGCCGGGACGCUGGUGCUCGGGUGUGUCGCCUGCGUCUCGAUCUUCACUCUGUGUUUUCAGAGCAUCAAGAGGAAGAGCAUAUUCAACAUCUGUGGGCUACUCCAGGCUAUUGGAGGCCUGUUGCUAAUGGUGGGCCUCAUGCUGUACCCUGCAGGCUGGGGCUCAGAGAGAGUGAUCGCCCUCUGUGGCACGGAGGCCUUGCCCUUCAGGCCCGCUCAGUGCUCACUCGGCUGGGCAUUCUACGCAGCCAUAGGAGGAACCCUAGCAACCUUCCUGUGCUCUGUCCUGUCUGCACAGGCCGAGAUUGCUACUUCCAGCGAUAAGGUUCAGGAGGAGAUCGAGGAGGGGAAAAGCCUUAUCUGCCUGUUGUGAGCCUCAAGGAAGCUCCGGGAAGAGCAGGAAUUCAACUCUGGGGGAAUUUUUUAGGGCGUUGCACACAUGAAUGGAAGGAAGACAAGGACUUCCCUGAAGGUUUUCCCUCUCUGUAUGGUCCGGACAAAGAGUAUUAAAAGGGAAAAACCUGUAGUACCAAGUGGGAAAAUUUAUAUUUUCUAUAUUUCUGGGUUAUAUUCUUAAAGGUAUUCCAGUGCUGGAGGUAGCAGAUGAACAUUCUUUUUGCAAAGGAAUUUUAUUUUUAUAUAAAGUCUUACCUAAAAUAAACCAUGAUGGAAAAACUGAACAUUAAAGAAAUUGGCUGUAGGUGUGUUACUUUUGUAAAAGUAACGCCACAAGUAUUAUAGAUGUUCAUAUUGUUAACCAGCAAGCAGAUCGUUAUUAUUUACCAUUACAAAACCUUUAUGCCACUUUAUUUUCUCAAUCCAGGGAUUUUCCACUGAGAUCCAAUAUCACCUCUGCCAGAGACUCAUGAUCUACACCAGCAGCAAAAACAGCAAUUAACAACUGCUGGCAAAUGUUCUGUGUUCAGUUUCUUACAAUAUGAUUCAUUAAGUUUUUCACAUGCUGAUUUGCAUUAAAUUUGCAUAACAGGGGGUUAUAUGUGGAUUUUCCUUAUUAAUAGGAUGUUUGUGUGUGCAUUGCAGGAUGACAACUGACAGCAUCUGCAAAAUAAGCUUUACUUUGAAUGUUUGACUGUUGUUGGCUUCCGUGAUGGGAUUCUUGCUUGUGUUGAUUUAGCUUUUGAUACAUAAAUUCAUAAUUUUGCUCACUUUUCAGUACGUUUUCCUUAUGGCUUGGUACUUUUGGAGUACUGUUACAAACAGAACAUUUCAUUGCAUUUUGCACUUAUUUCGCAAACCUGCAUACUUCAAGUGUUUUAGAUGAGUUUUUCUAAAACCCUUGCUCCAAAUUUAAGUGUAAAUGUAAUAAUUCAUCAUUUAGUUUUGUUUUUAUUCAUUGAUAUGUGUGUAAUGUGCAAUAAUUUAAAAGAUAUUUUUUUUCUGACUGUAUGAGACUGAUAGUCAAAUUAAUUGGCUCUAAAGAGGAUAUCUGUCAUUUCUUAUGGUAUGUUUUGUUACAUUAACAAAAGGAUAGCAGCAAAUGUGAUGCAACAUAUGAGACAAAUAUAUGAAAAGUAAUAAUUUAA